GAAUGAAUAUCCCGGUCCUAACCGGUUUCAACCGGUCCGUGGUUGGAAGCAUGAGCUAAGAGGAAGAACACACCUGCACGCAUUAAAAAAAUCUCUGCUCUCUAUCAGUGAAUACGAAUAGACUCAGAAAUAAAAACGAGACUUUCGCUUCGUGGUUAUGACCCGGAAUACUGCUCUUAGUGUGACUCCGUUGUGUUAUUAGCUUAGCUUAGGUUAGCCGGCAGAGUCGCAACAUCAUUGACUUUUCAUUAGCAUGCUAAGUUGUUAUCAGUCUAGUGGGAGUCGACUGUGAUCUCUGAUAGUUAGAGAAAGAUAUAUUAAGCUAGUUAAAGACAAGAAGCAAAGGACUGCGGGAAGCUUUUAGUUUAGAGGAAUCAACCGUUAAAUACCCGACGUAGCUGUGCUGUUCAGUCAGCGCUAUUGGUGUCAUCCAGGAAAGCUAAGCUAGCAGUUGGCUACCAAAGGUUAGCAGCGGCAGUUAAAACUUGUGUCAUGAGAUAAUACUGCACUGCUGCUCGAAGCACGUCGAGACGGUAAAUAUUUCGGAUUUGAACCACCAGCCAAGACUUGUUUUUUCGUCGAGUGGACAGAACACACCAGGUAAGUCCAGCCCGACCAACAGUAACCUAACUCACCCAGCGUGGGCUAACUGUAGCAUCCGCCAGUUUGAAGAGUACUGUUUGUGUAUAUGAGGGGAGUCACAAACACUUCAUUGAGCUACACACGAUAUUAUAACAAUAACAAGGAUAUUGCUACCCUCUUUAUCAGUUUAAUAUUACUGCUGGAGUGUUAAAUUGCCCUCAAUAGUCCUAUUCCGGGGUCUAACAGACGAGCUGUAGUAAAACGAGCACCCGGUCAGCCAGCAGGAGGCGCUGUUUUACGUUUAACAUGUUCAUUUUUCCAAUGGGUGUCAUAAUUAGACCACGAAGGCUGCCACACCGCUGCCCAACGUAAAACUGAAACUUAACAUGCUUGUAAUUCCUUGACUCACCUCUAGGUUUUAUGUUAUUACAGUACUUAGUCUGAUUAGACAUGACAGUAUUACCAUCACCAACCUUGUUUUGAGAAGGGCCCCUUUCAUCAGGUCAGGAUCAAAACGGUCCUGACCUGACAUGACGUGGGCUCCACCUGACCUAUAUUAGUGUACUGUUGCAUGUGGCUCCAAAACACUCACUGUAGAUCCUGUUAAUUACAAGAAAGGGCCUCCAUAGAUCUGAUGUUGUCCAGCACAUCCAGUAGAUGCUCUAGGUCAUUUUCAUCCAUGUUCAUUGUUGGAGAUUUGUGCAUUCUGUAGCUAGGAGGCCCCGCAUGCUUUAAAGUCCUGAAAACUGUUUUAUCCAAAAGUUAACCAGAGCUAACAUUAAAAAAAAAUAAAAAAUCCCCAGUCGCUCUUUUGUUGGAUUAUUCACAGGCCAGCCUUCCCUUACAUUAUUGAGCCUUGGCCACCCAUGACUUAAGGUCACAGGUGUUUUCUUUAUUGGCCCACUCACCACAGCAGGUGUUCAGUGUCCACCACAGCAGCACCUAUUAAGAGUUGCAGUGUUGGAGAUGCUUCCAAACUGUUGUUUAGCCAUCUCAGUUUGAUCCUUGUCAAAGUUACUUACAUCCUUAUCCUUACUUUUUUCCCCAUGCAUCUACUUUGAGGACAACAUAUUCUCUUAGUGCCUCACAUAUUACAUAUAGACAUAUAAUAUAUUAGAUUUUUUUUAGCCUGUCAGUUAGGACUGGGCGAUUAUAUGAUCGUGAUUAAUUAUCUUUGAGUCAUCCUCCAAAGAUAUUAUUGUUGAGAAGAAAAGUUAUUUAAUGUCUUAUGUAGUAUUUAUGUAUUUAUUUUUUAGUUUUAAGUACAGAUGGUUUAAAACUGGCAGUUUAAAAAAAAAUCGGGAUAAUAAUCGAGAUCAGACAAUAUGACAAAGUAUAUUGUGAUCAUCUUUUUGGUCAAAUCACCUAGGCCUACUGUCAGUGGUUAUAAUGUCAUGGGUGAUCAGUAUAAAAUAAGAGUAGAAAGGUCAAGUAUUCUUAGAAUUGAAAGCUUAAUUUUUCAAUUUUUUUGCAAUGAAUUUUGUGAGUAGAUUGUAGAUUUGUGUAUAUCCACAUGCCUCUGUGACUGAUGUAUGAGUAAUUUCUCACCCCCUCUCCUCAGAAGCUCUAUGCCAGCAGAAAUGACGAUGUUGGCCGAUCACCCAGCCAGACAGCUGCUGGACUUCAAUCAAAAGCUUGACAUCAACCUGUUAGACAAUGUUGUCAACUCCAUGUACCAUGACAUAGGAUCUCAGGUGAGGAUAACUAGUUUUAAAUGUGGGCUUCCUCUCUAAGACUCAGGAUAAGACCAUAACAAGCCCCUUGUGUGUUUUUGUUUGGUAGUAGAUGAAAAAAAUGUUCCUGAGCUUAGUCAUCAGGGUUAAAAAGAGAGCUGAAGUCAAAUUUGGUGUGUAUAUUCAGGGGAAACCUACCUAAAGUUUCCCUCAUCAGAUUCACAGCAUGUAAAAGGUUUGCACUGUUUCUGUCUUUUAGCAACGAAUGGCCCAGGAGGUUCUCACCAACCUCAAGGAUCAUCCAGACGCCUGGACGAGGGUCGAUACAAUUUUGGAGUUCUCCCAGAACAUGAAAACUAAAGUAUGUUCAGACUUAAUGUACAACUGGUUGUGUUGAAGAGAAAAACUAAGACUAACCUAAGCGCCUCAUUGACAGAGCGUAAUUUUAUCAGUUUAUCCACAUCAGGCCGAGGCUUUCAGAGCAGUGAGGUUUGAUUCUCUGUAUUUACAGGAUUUUCUCCAGUUAAUGGCAGCUUAGUGUGAUUAAAUCCCUGCUGAUCUGCAGAAUUAGUAUUUUUUUUUCUCCAUUUUUACUGCAUCUUUGAUGUGAGCUACAUCACGUGAUAAUGUCAGCAUCAUCACUGCUCAUCUCUGUGUAAAAGAUCAUUUUGUUUCAUAUGUAGGUUUCUAUCUAAGUGUAUUUGUUCAUCUUUGCAUUUGCCUGGACAUGAUAUCAUUUGGUGUUAGUGGUUACCAUCAACCAAGGCUGCAUCAGUCAUUUAUUUUUUGUAAUAGUUUAAUCUGGAUCCUUUUUUAGGAUUAUUCAAAUGAACAUCUUGUUUUCAGGAAAAUUCAAAGAAAAAUAGUUCAAGUGCUCUGGCAACUUUUGAAGUUUCAAGUUGCAUCUUCAAGAAUUUUUUUCCACCAUUUCUGUAUGUGACAGCAAAACAGAAAAUAUGAACAUCAAGACAAUUCAUCAUCAUCAAAAUAAUUUUCGGAUGACAUAAGUAUUUUUCCUGUAAUUGCUGUGGCUUUAAAACCCACAUCAAGCAGGCUCUAGAUGAUGGAAAUAGAACAGCACAAACAGGGGUGUGUGAUAUUGAUAAAUGAAAUUAUCUGUAUAUUCGUGGGGGAUUUUGCUGAUGUUAUGAUUUAACAAACAGUAUGAGUAAACCUUUCCAAAGUCAGCUUACAGAUUUACUUUGUCAAAUAUUCCACAAAAACUGACAAAAACCAUUGAGAGAGCUUUUUAAGUAAACGGACUAGUCAGCUGUAUUGCUUAGUGGACGUGUGUGGACUCCAGAGGUGUGUUUUAAAGAGCACUGGCCUUUUACAGACUCGCUGGAUAUUUUAAUUUUAUACAUCUUUUGAAUUGCAGUUAAGAUAUCAUCUUAGACAAUAUAUAUUAAAUACAUCUAGCAAUGAAUUCUGACUUCAGCUGCCUCAUGAAGAGUUGAUUUUUUUCAUUAUUGCACUGGGGUUCUCCUUCAUUUUGGUUUUCAUUUUCAUUAGGAUUUUUGAAGAACGAUAAUUACUGAAAGUGCCAGAAUAAUCACAAACAAGAACAGAAGGGCAUUUGAUAUUCUGGACUCUGCACGUACAGACUUUCUGACAGCUCAUCUUUUUGUGUGUGUCGUCUUUGCUUUGUGUAGGUCAUACAUUUCUAGCUGCAGGUGGCAGUAAAUGUGUGACCUGACUGUGGUUGUUCUGUAAAUGUAUCUGACAUGUAACUCUAAUAUGUCUCACUUCUUCCCUCAGUAUUAUGCGCUGCAGAUUCUGGAGACAGUCAUCAAAACCCGCUGGAAGAUUCUUCCCAGGAAUCAAUGUGAAGGUCAGUUCAAAUCGACUGCAGAGAAGAUUUUGUCUGGAAUAUGUCACAUGUUGGAUAAAAAAAAUGUAUUUUCCAUUGAGACAAUUGGGUUGAUUUUUAGGAAUCAAGAAAUAUGUCGUCGGUUUGAUCAUCAAGACUUCCUCAGAUCCUUCAAACAUGGAGGUGAGGCUGAAUUAUUGUAAAAUACAGCACCUAAAAAAAAAAAAUUUGUGCUGCAUGAUAGUCAUGUGACUCUUCUUAUGUUCGCUUACAGAAAGGGGCAGUGUACAUUUCCAAACUCAACAUGAUCCUCGUACAGGUAACAACAUUUAAAACUAAGGCAUGGAAACAGUAGUUAACGUGAUGUGAAGAAGUUGGUGACACUAGAUGUCCUCUGUUCUUGUUCAGAUCCUGAAGCAGGAGUGGCCCAAACACUGGCCCACCUUCAUCAGCGACAUCGUGGGAGCAAGUCGGACAAGCGAGAGCCUCUGUCAGAACAACAUGAUCAUCCUCAAACUGCUCAGUGAGGAAGUGUUUGACUUCUCCAGUGGCCAGAUGACCCAGGUGAAGGCCAAGCACCUCAAAGACAGGUAACUGAGAUAAGAUUAUACCUUACUUCUUAGAUAAUAUCAUUAAGUAAGUUAACUUACGUAGACUUGGAAGGCCAGAAGUUUUAAAGAGAAACGUAAGACCUGGAGCAUUUUAAUAAUACAUGAUACUGAUUUAUGACAAGUUUCACACCUGAGGGUGACGUCCCAAGAACAUAACUGUUUUGGGGAUGUGGUCUAUUGAAAAAUUGAAGUAAUUAAGGACGCAUUCACACCAGGACUGUUUGGAUCAUUUUAAAAGGACCAUGGUCCCCUUACUCCUUUGUUCUGGGUGGUAUGAACGCGCAAGCGAACCGUGGUCCGGAUCAAACAAGCUGACCAUGGUCCUCUUGAAAAUGCAGCACUUGGUCCCCUUCCAAACUAACCGUGGUCUGGUCCGCGGCUGGUGUGAAUGCAGCCCUGCACUGUAAUGAAGCCUGGAGAUUAUGCCCGGUCACAGGUUGCAGCAGACAGAACAGCCGGUCAAAACUUUGGACUGUCCAUAAAACUGGACAAAUGGCUGAGGGUUUGAGUUCUAAUACGAUAGUCGGGUGAUAAAUAUUAAAUACAUACCUGGGUGUUCUUCUGUUCAACAAACAUGCUGACAAUGUGUUAGACAUUCUUUUGCAUUCCUUUAAUGCCUGGCUUCUCGUAGAACAAUGUUUCCACCACCUCUGGUGAAAUGCAUGAAGCAAGACCCCUAUUGUUCUCACUGGUUGGCUACUCUGUGCAUUGUGGGACAAUGAAGAUUGUGCCCCAAAGGAGCAGGUGACAGACAGUGAUUUUCCCUUGUAAUUUUCCCUCUUUUUUUUUUAACCAUUUUGGUUUGCUUAGCAAAAGUCCCAUGUGAACGCUAACUGGACCAAAUGCAAAAUGCAACAGUGUAAACGAUUGGUCCGUGCUCCUGACCUUCUAAGCAGAAUUUGGGUGAGAAAGGCCCCUAAGCUUCAGAAUUUUGCUCUGGCCUCCUCCUUAGAUUUGUAUGAAUCAUACCACCUUAAUAUCACAUUAACAUGUCCUUAGACUUUUUUUCAAAGUGACACAGAAACCAUUAUUUGCAAACAGUUAAUUUUAAACCUCGUUCUGUGUAGACAUUUUGCCCUGUUUUGUGGCAUUUUUACCUUUUUAGUGUUCUGCAGCCUGAAUGAUGAGCUGUUCUGUUUGAAAGCACAGACAUUUACAGCCUAAUCACGGUCUGCUGGCUAACGACACAGCUCUUCCUAUCCUGAUGUUUCUGUUCUGUUUUUCAGCAUGUGUAACGAGUUCUCCCAAAUAUUCCAGCUGUGCCAGUUUGUGAUGGUAAGAUGAAUUCAUUUUCAAAGCAUGUCAGCUCAAUCAUCUCAGUUUUUGAAUAAAUGGCACACCUUUUUUCAUUUGUAUUUUUUUUCUGUGCAGGAAAACUCCCAGAAUGCUCCACUGGUCCAUGCCACGCUGGAGACUCUCCUCCGCUUCCUGAAUUGGAUUCCUUUAGGUUACAUCUUUGAGACAAAGCUCAUCAGCACUCUGGUCUACAAGGUAAAGCCGCUUAUGUUCAGUCAGGAUAUUUUAAAAUAGGCUGAGUCAGAAUCAGGUCAUAUUUACUGAUGACCAAAAAGUGAUGAAAGUGAGUUGUUGUUGUUGCUCUCAUCAGGAAAAAUAUAUAUGUUAGCAAUAGAAUAAAGACUGAAUUUUGUGUGAAAGCUUUACUAGGAUAAAAAAAUGCAUGUUCAAGAACUACCCUGUUUGAAACUGAACAGUUGAUGUGUGCUGAUGGCUGCAAACACAGAGGGUAGCUUUAAGAGGAAAAAAUUCACAUGAUUCAAACUUGGAAAUUUAAAUUUCCUUCUGAAACAAAGGGUAGGGGUGAAAAACAGGGAAUCACUUUAUGUGAAACAACAUUUUACAUGUAUGGGACACUAAAAGGAAAAGUGGCCAGCAGCACUUGUUUACUCCUGAUACAGAUGUGAAAGUUAAACUCAUUUUCUUUGUGUCUUUCAGUUCUUGAACGUGCCCAUGUUUCGCAACGUGACACUGAAAUGUUUGACAGAAAUCGCUGGCGUGAGCGUCAACCAGUACGAGGAGCAGUUUGUUAACUUGUUUACCCUCACCAUGUGCCAGCUCAAACAGGUACACACACACACACACACACACACACACACACACACACACACACACACACACACACACAAAUACCACCUAGAGUUGAGUGGUUCUCCACUUAAUUGCACUCAGGAUGAUUAAGCACAAGCACACCCACACCCACAUGUGAACACUCAAACACAGUUUUUGUUGCCCACCUCCUCCUGCCACAAACAAACAACCCAAAGUCUGCAUGAAACACAAACUGUCAGCCUGUCAUUACACACAUGCACACUUGUUUUGUUACAAAAAAUCGGAAUGAACAACAAAGCGGAGCAAAAUCUCAAAAUGCAGAAGCCUGUGCUGAACACUUGGUGCAGUUUUUUUAUUGUUAGUAUUUGUUUAUUUUCUGCCCACUUAGUCCAGUGUGAGUUAUUUAGAGAAAUUUGACUAAACUACAUACAAGAAAACAAACCAGCUUUUACUGCCUCUGUAUGUUUGAUCAGCUUUGUUUACAAGAAAGCAUUUUUUCCAGACAUCAUUAGAGUGUUCGGGAGGAAAAGGGGAGAAAGAGGAAGUAAAAGAACCUGGAAACAAAUGUCAGAAAUGGUUUGCAUGCAUCAGUUUCAGAAUUUGAUUUAUUAUCUUUUCACAAUUCUUUAUUAAAUACAGGGUUUCAUUGAUGUCUGUUCCUGAUAACAUUUUACUUGGUGUCCCAGUUUUUCUGGAAUAAGGGUUGUAGUUUAAAUCAUGAGUAUAAAACUGAAAUUUGGUCUUUGGGCACCAUGUUUUGAUUUAACAAAAAAAAAGUCACGAUAGACAUUCAGAGCCUUCUCUCAUGGUACAACUCGCCUCUGGUUUACUGGGCUGCUUUGUUAGUUUUAGAAGAAACAGUGAUCUUGGGUGGUCUUAUGGCUUAGUGCUUUACAAGUAAACGUAUCUCAAGAACAAAGUCUAAACAUACAAAGGAAGCAAUUAUGGGCGAGCAUUUCGGACACAGUCGAUUUCAGGUAUACAUAAAUAAAGCUAAGACCGAAGCGCUGUUUUGUCAUCUGUUCUGGUCAGAUGCUGCCGUUGAACACAAACAUCAGAUUGGCCUACUCCAAUGGGAAGGACGACGAACAGAACUUCAUCCAGAACCUGAGUUUGUUCCUCUGCACUUUCCUCAAAGAACACGGCCAGCUCAUCGAAAAGAGACCCAAUCUGCGAGAGACGCUCAUGGAGGUAAAGACAGUUUUCUUCACAAAGCAGAAAAUCGAGAAAUAUGACCAAGAGAAGUAAACAUGAAACUGUGUCGGCCUGCUCGAGUAAACAAAUUUUCAACGCUCAGUUGGUCUUGUUCAUCAUUUCCGCCUCUGCUUCAGGCUUGAUGAAAAGAAACCUCCCCCUCAUAUCUAGUGUCUGCUCUCCUGCCUGGCUCCUCUUUUCUUUUGCAUGUGGUGUCCUGAUUACACCUUUACAGGGAUACACAGUUGGAAGCGAUUAAAGUGACUGUGUGUCCACUUGUAUAAGUGUUUCAGUCAGAGCUAAUUGAUUCAGGAGGAGAUGACUACAACAUAAGAGGAAAACAGAGCAAGAGUCUUCAGUAAGUCAUUUAAGAAGACUGUGAUUUUCGGAUUUAGAUAUACAGAGAGACACAGAGUGAAAUAAAAUCAGUUAAAUUAACUACUCAUGAAGUACUGUCUAAACAAAUAAGUGCCUUUAGAGGACUCAACAAGGCAUUAUAUUAUUAUUUAAAACAAAGUUUGUGUUUCAAACGGCUGCCACAGAAAAGCUCCUCUCUGACAUGAAGCCAGGUGUCUUAUUAGCAGACAAAACUUUUCCCAUCAAGGAUUUAAAUUAUUCUUUUAUCUUUGCACCCCUGUCGAAUGACCUGAAAAAAUGUCUGGAGCCUAAACUCGUCUGUUUUUGUGCGGUGUUGUCCCUUCCUUAGGCCCUGCACUUCAUGCUGCUGGUGUCAGAGGUGGAGGAGACGGAGAUCUUUAAGAUCUGUCUGGAGUACUGGAACCACUUGGCAGCAGAGCUCUACAGGGAGAGUCCUUUCUCUACCUCUAGCACCCCCCUGCUGUCUGAUGUCCCCCCACGCAGACACCUCUAUCUGCCUGUACUCUCACAGGUAAGACCGCCAUUCAAGACACAGUUCGGAUCAUCAACAUAUUCAUAUCGCUUUUUUUUUUUCAGCAAUUGAUGUAGGACUCAGUGACUUAUAAGCCCAAAUACAAAGAGUGUUUAUUUAGUUCAAGGUUGAAGUCAUGAUUCUUAUGCUCAUACUAAUGGUUUGUCUAGUCAACUAAAUAAUUAGCUGCAUGCACAUUUGUAAUUUGCUGUUACAUUGUAUAAUUCACACUGUAGAUCAGGGGGUUGCAGCAGGAUCCAGUAUCAGUUCUUGUCUCCCUCCCACUCUUCUCAUAGGUGCGUUUGCUGAUGGUGAGCCGCAUGGCCAAACCAGAGGAGGUGCUGGUGGUAGAGAAUGACCAGGGUGAGGUGGUCAGGGAGUUCAUGAAGGACACGGAUGCCAUUAACCUUUACAAAAACAUGAGGGAGACUCUGGGUGAGUUAACAAAUGUCUCAAAUGGUUCAAGUUUAAAAAUAUCUGGUUCAGAAAAUGCUGUUAAAUUCAAAUGAAACAACAGAAACUCAUUUAUCUCUCGUCUGGUUUAUACUGUCAAAGAUCCAAACUGACUAUAGUGAGUGGGGAGAAUGAAUGUAUUAGACUGUUAAGUGGUAGCUGGCUCAUAGGAUUGGAGAAAAAACCUGCGUCAUGUGCCACACAGUCCUUUUUCAUGAAUUUGUCUGUCUGUCCUCCCCGUCUGUGCCUGCAGUGUACCUGACCCAUUUGGACUACGCUGACACUGAACGCAUCAUGACUGAGAAGCUCCACAACCAGGUGAAUGGCACAGAGUGGUCGUGGAGGAACCUGAACAUGCUCUGCUGGGCCAUCGGCUCUAUCAGCGGAGCAAUGCACGAGGAGGACGAGAAGAGGUUCCUGGUCACCGUCAUCAAGGUGGAACACAGUAUUAUAUCAGCGUCAAACCUGAUCAGUCCUUCAAUGAAAUUCAGUCAAAUAGAAGUUGUGUGUGUCGUCUGUUAUUCGCUUUGAGUGCAGUUUAGUCCUCCUAAUUGCUUGUUCAGUAAUCAAAACUCAUUUUCUAGAGCCAGUCAUUGACCAGCGUUGUGUGUUUGAGUGUAACCAGUCUUAACUGAAUCUGGGUAUGUGUUGUUUUCUCAGGACUUGCUGGGCUUGUGUGAGCAGAAACGGGGGAAGGACAACAAGGCCAUCAUAGCCUCAAACAUCAUGUACAUCGUGGGUCAGUAUCCUCGAUUCCUUCGAGCUCACUGGAAGUUCCUGAAGACCGUCGUCAACAAGCUGUUUGAGUUCAUGCACGGUGAGAAAACAUCAAAUCUUCCGCACUAAGUAAAUCCAGACAUCAUUGCGGGGUCUGUAAUUGACUACAUUUUAAUUCUGAAGCCUUAGUCUCGUUACAAACUAAUGUUUCAAUGAUGUUUUAAGCUCGAUGUCACCUUGAAGUGACACUGUGAUAUAGUAAUUAUUACCACCUGAACCCUCCAUUCAUUUUCCUUUUCGACACAGAAACUCAUGAUGGAGUGCAGGACAUGGCGUGUGACACCUUCAUCAAGAUUGCCCAGAAGUGCCGGCGUCAUUUUGUCCAGGUUCAGGUGGGUGAGGUGAUGCCCUUCAUCGACGAGAUCCUCAACAACAUCAACACCAUCAUCUGCGACCUGCAGCCACAGCAGGUUAGUCAUGUCUUUUCAUUUCUGGAUGUGACAUUUUGUGUCAACUUUUUCUUUAAACUGAGAAAACAAACCGUUUUAAAGAUUCCUGAUGGUCUAAGUUAAAGCCAGUGCCUCAUUAUUUCAGGUUCACACCUUUUAUGAGGCUGUUGGUUACAUGAUCGGAGCGCAGACAGACCAGGCGGUCCAGGAGCUCCUGAUAGAGAAGUAUAUGUUGCUGCCUAACCAAGUGUGGGACAGCAUCAUCCAGCAAGCCACAAAGGUGAGGACUGAUCAACCACAUGUUUUCCACUCAAGUUUUUCUAAGAAUGAAACAUCUGUUCACACUGAAAUUUCUGCUGCAGAAUGUGGACAUCCUGAAGGACGCAGAGACGGUGCGCCAGCUGGGCAGUAUCCUGAAGACAAACGUCAGAGCCUGUAAAGCUGUGGGUCAUCCUUUUGUUGUCCAGCUGGGACGAAUCUACCUGGACAUGCUCAAUGUCUACAAGUGCCUGAGUGAAAACAUCUCCUCAGCUGUCCAGACCAACGGUUAGCUCCUGUUCGCUCUUAUUGAGUGUGUGUCUUGAACUCCAGAACACCCAAACCUCUUCCAGCCCACCACAGAAAAUAUAACUGAGAGCUGAGCCAGAAGUAGGACUGAUUUCAUUCAGCUUGGACCGAAUGAAAUCACCCAGCAUUAAAUUUCCUCUGAUGUAAAUAAAUCAGGCCACUGUUUAGUACUUUAAAAUAAACACCAGCACGCCUUAUUUGAAAAGCAGGAAAAAAGGUCUGUAAAUUCAUUCAUUUGAAUCCUCUGGUUUUCAGGAGUCCAAAUACAAAACAUAAAACACAGUGUGGGUGAGACAAAUCCUUUUUGGCGAGAUGUCCUCAUUUUGACUUUGACUUAUAGGCUAGGGCUGAUCUUGUUUUUUUUUUGAACUAAUCAAGGAUCAGCAAUGUGAGCUGAUCAUUUAUUUGAGCUGUGACUGACUAACAGGCUGUGCUCGGUGUGUAGUGGAACGCAAAUGCAUGAUAUCUUACUGAGUUUACUGAGAGCAGUGGACUUAUACUUAAUUUGUUUACUUCAGUUAUUUUGCAAACAAAACUCAAAGCACAGCCUGCAGCUGUGUUACCGAGGCAAGUACAUGUAUCAGAUCAAGAUGCAGUACCAGCAGAUUAAGAUCUAAGGCUAGCAAAGCUAUCAGGACAUCCCUGCUUUUACGGUACAAAAUCCUUUUUAUCAAGUUUAAACAGGUUUUGUUUGUUUUUGCAGACUUCCUACAUCCUGCAUUUGAAUAUAAUGUUAAUACACUUUGAAAAAACUUUUCUGUGGGAAAUGUUAUUAGUGGAGUAUUGUCUGUUCUUUGCAGAAACCUAAAGCACAGUUAGAGGAGGGUGACUGCUGGGGAAAAAUAGACUCAUAACAAAUGCCAGAGUUGCUCCAUAACUUCUUAAUGUUGAAAUAAGACUUUCAUUUCUAAUAGGUUUUCAAUGUUGACCCAAAAGCUGCUUAAUUAAGGUGGUUUAUUUUUUAAUUGUCUUCAAUUGUUCAUGCAGGUGAGAUGGUGACCAAACAGCCUCUGAUCAGGAGUAUGAGGACAGUUAAGAGAGAGACACUGAAGCUGAUCUCAGGCUGGGUCAGCCGCUCCAACGACCCUCAAAUGGUGAGUCAGUCAGACUUUUCUGUAACAUAAACAGGUUUGAAACGUAUGUUUGGCACAUAGAUACGCUCAGAAUGACUUUUUUUUAGUGUUAAAGAACCAUCUUUAUCUACAUAGAGGGAUACAUCCAAUCCUAAAUCAGAAAUUGGAAAACUUUUCUGUUUGGAAGUUUUGAAAAGGAAGAACAUUUGGGGUCUGUCAGCCUUUUCAAUAUAUUGUUGUGUGAUUCAGGUGGGAGAAAACUUUGUGCCCCCCCUGCUGGAGGCGGUGCUCAUCGACUAUCAGAGAAAUGUCCCAGCUGCCAGAGAGCCUGAGGUCCUCAGCACCAUGGCAACCAUCGUCAACAAGCUGGGGGCCCACAUCACAGGGGAAAUCCCAAAGAUCUUUGACGCCGUCUUUGAGUGCACUUUGAACAUGAUCAACAAGGUCUGUCUAAGUCGAUAAAAUCACAAGAGAAAGCAAUAAAACUUAACAUUAUUGUCCCAAAGUCACAGGUUUUAUAACUGUUCAUGUUUUCUUCCCAUGCUGUCAGGACUUUGAGGAAUUCCCAGAACACAGAACUCAUUUCUUCUACCUCCUACAAGCCGCCACCUCCCAGUGCUUCCCAGCCUUCCUAUCCAUUGCUCCGGCCCAGUUUAAACUGAUCCUAGACUCCAUCAUUUGGGCCUUCAAGCACACAAUGAGGAAUGUGGCUGACACAGGUCUGAAUCAUCUCAUCUGAUCCGAUAGAGUUAACACAAAAAUACAGUGUUGUAUUCAAGAACAAUGUUGUAGGAAAUCUAAUGAAUUCAGUAUCUGCAAAAGUCCUCAACAAGCGUCUUCUGGUCCCCCGCAGGGCUCCAGAUCCUCUACACUCUGCUGCAGAAUGUGUCUGGAGAAGAAGCAGCGGCACAGAGCUUUUACCAGACAUAUUUCUGUGACAUCCUGCAGCACAUCUUCUCUGUGGUCACUGACACCUCUCACACUGCAGGUAAAAUAAACUGCAUCUGCAAAGUGGCCUUAUUGGCACAUAUUCACCUCCAGGAAACAUUGACCCUUUUUAAAAUUGGACUUAAUGAGUCAAAAUACCUUGGUGUAAGAAUUCUCAUCACAAAGUCAUUCAAAUGAGAUGUUAGAUUUGUGUGACAAAGUCAGUAAACUCCUCUGUCUACUCUAUGUCUGCAGGUCUAACCAUGCACGCCACCAUCUUGGCUUACAUGUUCAACCUGGUGGAGGAAGGGAAGGUCAGCAUUGCGCUGAACGCUGCCAGUUCUGCAAGCAACCAGGCGCAUGUCCAGGAGUACAUCGCCAACCUGCUGAAGACAGCCUUUCCCCACCUGCAGGAGUAAGUAGACCUCAGUUCUUCAGGUGUACCACAGGGUUGGGAAGAUCGGGCAUUUGAUGUGCUUGGUCUUUUUUUUGUGAAAGAGAUCAUACACCAAGGAAUAUAACUGAUGAUUUCAAACAUUACACCAAUAAUGUCACAAAACAGAUAUCUCAGAUGUUAGUUUGUGGUCCUAAAAGCUGAAAGUACGUCAGAACUUCUGAUCUCAGGGUUUCAUCUUGCGAAUAGUGAAUAUUUUGUAAACAUGUCGUCUGUAAGAGGCAGAGAGUCUCGUCCUUUUCUCAUGUUAUAAAUAAAUCCUGUUACAAAUUGACACACAUACAUUUUAAUGCUGUAGUCAGCACUGAUGCAUACUUCCCCAGUUUGUUUCAAGCAUUGCUAAUCAAACAGCAUAUGCACCCAGAUUAGACUGACAUUCAUCUUUUUCAUCCGGGUGUGGAAGUUGUUCAACAACACUGAGGGAAAUACCAGUAUGAGAUGGUGAUACUUUCUGUGAGCUGAGAGUGAGGAAAUCCAGUCUGCUGGUUACAGACUUGGUGCUAACUGAUUGUCUCGUCCUCAGUGCCCAGGUGAAGGUGUUUGUAACGGGUCUGUUCAGCCUGAAUCAGGAUAUCCCCGCCUUCAAGGAGCACCUGAGGGACUUCCUCGUGCAGAUCAAGGUGAGUGUGAGGAGGUCUUUUAUUCCUGGAAACAGACCAGGGAGGAGGUGACUGAUGGAAAAAACUGGUAUUUUAAACCCUAGAAGACAUCACAACACGAGAUGGCAGAUAAAAAGUGAUCCUUGGGUUAUUUGAGAAGUCAAUUUACAGUAAAGAAUAUGAGUCGGUGUUUGCUGUUUUCAGAGAAAUCAUUUGUUUAUUUUUAACUCCUGACAGCUUAAUAAAGUUUUUUAUGGUGCAAUCCUGUAAAAAACAUCCUGAGGGAGUGAGUGAUGAGCUGAAUGAACUGCAUUAGAUUUUGAAGACACAGGAUAUGUCUCUGUGUGUGUUGUGUAUAAAAUUAGGGUGUUAAAUCCACACUAAACUAGUUGAAACUAGUGAAGGUGUAACUUAAGUUUUAUCUUUUUUUGUUGCACUAUGUAGACUUAAAAGUUCAUCUUAUCUAGUAGAUGUCGAAGCUAACCAAAAUAUUGUCACAGUUAUGGUGUUGACACUUCCAGUAGCCAAUCACAGAAAAUCUUUUGUCUUUAAGAAGUGAUGGAGUGCUUAUUCUCAUGUCUGACUUGCUGAAAAUGUCAGCUGUUUAUCACCAUUAUUGGACUUCCAGCAGCAGAAGAGUUUUCCAAAUUGAUAUGGUAAUAAUUAAGCUGUAGUGUACAUCUAUUGGUGCAGCAGCUAUUCUUGUAUUAGACAGUGGUGCCAAAUGUAAGAAAAACUCCAGUAUUACAGGGAUGAAGGUAACACAGAUAAACAGAACGCUUCAGCUAUGCAGAUUAUUGAACUUUUCAAUGGAGGGACUUUGUGGAAAAUUUGAGCAGCUCAGGUCUCAUUCUGUGGAAAAAUGUUAGUUCAGCCUGAAAACCUGGCUUGAGCACCGCUGAGCCUCUGCUUGUGUGGUCCCUGCAGGAGUUUGCUGGCGAGGACACAUCGGACCUGUUCCUGGAGGAAAGGGAGACGGCUCUGUCCCAAGCCCAGGAGGAAAAACACAAGAUCCAGAUGUCCGUGCCCGGCAUCCUCAACCCUCAUGAGCUGCCCGAGGAGAUGUGCGACUGAAGUAUCAUCGACAUUUAAACAGUGUGUGAGAAAUGGCUCUGAGAGGGGGAAAAGGUCACGAGAGAGAGCACAGAUGCUUCCUACUGGAGAAUAGUUUUCUUUUUGGUGUGUUUGUGUGUGACUGUGUGUUUGAAAAGAGAAUGAAGGGGCCAGAGGACAGACCCCAGGUUAUACGUCGACCAAGUCGUUGUCAAUAUGUAAAUGAGAAUCGUCCCUGAACUUCCCCCUCAAACAUGGUGUGAAUUCUUUCUUCUUUUUUUGCUACAUUUUGUUUUAUAUGAAGAUUUUUUUGUGAAACAUGCCACCUGUUGUUAAUUUUUUGCUUAUUAAAGCUUUAUUUUUUGCAAACUUUUACACCUGCAUGAAGUUGAAAGGAUAGAAAGUUCAUUUUAAAUCCCUGCUCACCCCCUGGAUUCACCUCUCCUCCUCUUUGUUAAUAUGUAAUAUAUAACGAUGAAAGUCUUGUUAUGGUUAGUUUACAGAUUGCUCUGGAUCCUGAUGUGCUGUGCUCACGCUGCAGGAUGAAUGUGAUGCUGAAAGGGUAGAAGUGUACCUCCCUGCUUCCUUUGUUAUCUUGUUUUCUUUGUUUUUUUUUUUUUUUGGUUUGUCAUUGUGUUUAUUUUUCUUUCACUUUGACUCUCUGAGAGUCAGAACUUUAGUUGGAUUGCUCUGCGUUUGGACAAGAAGGAAGGCGCUGUGCAUAUCAUAUUUGUAAAGCUGUCUGAGUACUCUGAGAAUAUAAAGUUGGCUAUUUUUACAAAAAAAAAAA
Xyrichtys novacula (pearly razorfish) is the source of this 15908-nucleotide messenger RNA. NCBI's taxonomy places the organism in Eukaryota, Metazoa, Chordata, Actinopteri, Labriformes, Labridae. The record is from the annotation of a GenBank genome assembly.